Molecule: messenger RNA, 8043 nt
Organism: Schistosoma haematobium
Lineage: Eukaryota; Metazoa; Platyhelminthes; Trematoda; Strigeidida; Schistosomatidae
Gene: ABHD17C
Product: Alpha/beta hydrolase domain-containing protein 17C
Exons: 2
Coding region: 199-2034 (611 amino acids)
Biological process (GO): protein depalmitoylation
Cellular component (GO): endosome membrane; plasma membrane
Molecular function (GO): palmitoyl-(protein) hydrolase activity
Source: RefSeq, a predicted model, not a curated record
UGAAGACUGAACUUUUUUAGGCGGCAAUUAUGUGCCAUGUUUGAGUGAGUUGAGAAAGUUGGAUGGGGUGCCAGACAGCAUUCUAUUUAACUAUGAACUUUCUCUGACAAUAAUGUUUAAAAAUUACUGGACAUAGGACUUCUUUAGUGCAUCCUUGUUUCCCAGUGAAAGCUUUUUCUACAACAUUAUUGAAGACCGAUGAAUGAUUUAAGCUGCAACAGUAUUUGUCAGCUAUUGUGUUGUCCUCCAUUACCAUCUAAAAUUGCAGCUAAGUUGGCAUUUAUGCCUCCACCUCCCAGUUAUAAACUGAUGGAGCAUGCUGAAGGAGGGCAUACUACAUACAGCUUUACUCUGGCUUCAUACUUGAAGGAUUCAUUUAUCCAUUUUGUCCCAGAAAACAUGGAAUCAAUGAAGGCUACAACAAAAAGAGGCAAUAAUAUUGCGAUUCUUUAUAUGCCUAUCAAUUCGUCAUCUAAGCUAACUUUCUUGUUAAGCCAUGGGAAUGCUGUGGACUUGGGUCUGAUGCUUCACUUCAUGUAUGAACUGGGGAGCAAGUUAAACGUUAACAUCAUGUGUUACGAUUAUUCAGGCUAUGGAGUGUCUUCUGGAAAGCCUUUGGAAAAAAACCUUUAUGCUGAUGCUGAGUGUGCACUAAAUGUUUUAAGAACGAAGUAUUCUAUCCCUUUAAACCAAAUUGUUUUGUACGGUCAGAGCAUUGGAACUGUACCGACAAUACAUUUGGCUACUCUUCAUCGAGUUGCUGCUGUCGUACUACAUUCGCCACUGAUGUCCGGGUUAAGGGUAGCUUUCCCGAGGCUGAAGCGCAAUUACUGUUGUGAUGUCUUCUCUAAUCUUGCACGCACACCGAAAAUUAUCUCACCUACAUUAGUAAUUCAUGGGACGCGUGAUGAGGUUGUGAACGUUACUCAUGGUUACCGUAUAUGCUCUGCUGUAGCAGGUCAUCUAUUGUUGGAUCCUCUUUUCAUUGAUGGAGCCGGACAUAAUGACUGCGAACUUUUCCCUCAGUAUCUUUUGCGCUUAACUAAGUUGGUUACUGUGGAAUUACCUCGAUUACUGUCGAAUCCUAAUUCACAAAAUGUUACUGAAGUGGAAGAUAUGGAAGUAGAGUCGUCUAAACUACUGGAAAAAGGAACAGUUAAAGAGGAUAGUCAGGCAGAUUUAUCUAGUUCUAACUCUGUACCGGUUUCGUUAAAUUCUCAUGGGUAUUUUAGUAUGAAUGGCAACACAGUAGGAGGAGAGGAAGACAAAUCAACAAAGGUUUUUUUCCCCCAGCCGUCUUGGAAUGUAACCUCAGACUCAAUAUCUAGCAGGCUCAGUGUAAGUAACGUCUGCGAACAGAUACCACCUGAUGAGAUCGUUCAUCCUCCUCAACGAACCAGUCCAACACCAUCAUUAUCAUCUCAAAAAUGCUUUAAGUCCGUUGAUGAUACUAGCGCCUGUCUGAUUGGUGUUAGUAGACGCCUCAACGAUUCUGAUGUGCAAAAAGGAAGCCAGAUUGUUGUGGAAAAAUGCAUGGACCAGAAUGAAGCUGUAGUUUCCCAGUUUUCGGUAGUAACACCUGAUUGUCUGUCUAGCAUUUCACUUGAUGAUUUGCAUUCGCUUCCAUCUGACAUUUGUGACCUUACUCUUCCUCCACCUCCUCCACCACCUACAAAUGGUGAUUCAGAUUUUUUCCAAUCAUCUAAAUUAUUAUGGUCUUUACAUACUCAGAAGAACGGAAAAAUAAAUACUUUGCCUCGGAAGUUAACAUCAAAGUUUUUGGAAACUGAGAUUGAUCAAGGUCAUUCACAAAUGCCAAAAAAGGUAUGGACUUUACCACGCGAAUUUUCCUCUGAAAAAAUAACACAAAUUCUUAACAAAAAACUUCUGAAAAAUAUGGUGGAUAAAUUUGAAUCCACAUCAACAUCUGAUAUUUCUGAUCCAGUGCUAACUGAACAGUGUUCUGCAAGAGAUUCACAUGAAUGUAGAUCCACAAUAACCUCAAAAUUUUCUAACUCUGUGACACUUACGUAGGAUCGAUCACUAUAUUUCAAUGUAUUUAACUGUUAUUCGUUUCUGUUGGGUUCCAUUUUUGUGAAUUUACUGAAGUGGCAUCGCAUUUGUGCUUUCGUUUUGUUUCCAAAGUCAUAAUACCGGUAAUUUGUAACACAUGGUUUGAAUGUAUUUAUUAUUAUUACUUCCCAUGUAGUAUGCUGAUGUAUUCUUCUUGUUUAUGUUCUACUGAAUUCUCUUUAUCAUCUUUAGGUUACUUAUAUUAUGAGCUUGUAAAAUUGCCAUGUAUCAAAUUUAAAAAAAAAACAAUUUCAUAUACUUUAUUUCAAAUUAAAAAGUUUUUAUAUCUUUCACAAUCGUUAAAUGGAUAAAACAACUAAUGUGAAUAUUUUUUAUGUAUAUAAUCAAUUAUUUAAUUUAUUCAGAAUUGCUAACAAUAGGUAAAAGAAAAUUGAUGUAUUCUCAAUGUUAUCACUUCGAUUUAACGAAUAAUAAUUGUCAUAUGCCCAAUUUUAAAGAAUAUCUCAAUGCUUCUAUAAGUAUUGCUUAUAAAUUACUGAUUUUAUUUAACAAAAUAUAUCUGUAAGCUCACGUUAUUCUUGUUAUUUCACUAUUUUAUUUAUAACACUAUCGUUUUUGCAUGAUUCCUUGUUCCGUUCUCAAGACGUAUUAUAAUAACAUAUGGAACUAUUCUCAUAAGAAAUUGACUUCAUGUAUUCGAGGUAAACUUACGAUAAGUCAGUGACUUGAAAGAGUUCAAUUAUUCAGCUUUUUAAUGAGCAAGUAUUGACAUUACGGUUGUUAUGUAUUAUUCGAAUAGCUACAAUACUACCAUGGUGGUAUUCAUUUUUUAAAAAGUAAGCUUCAAUUUGCUCAUCACUAUUGUGUGAUGUGUAUUUUAUUUUGACCAUAGUGUUAGGUAAUGUUCAUUUAAUGAUAAUUCACUGGAAGUACUUGGUUUUAUUUAAUUUCAUCUUGACUUAUGUCAUCCACCAGACGACUCUCCUUUUUCUCAACUACUGUUAUUUCGUACGUUAUAUUUAAAAAUAAGUAAAACUAAAUAUUGAUCAUAUCCUUGAAUUUAUUUGAUGAUUAGCUAUGUACGUGCUCCUCGGAUCAUUUCACCAACAUUGAUUAUUCAUGGCACUGAAGAUGAAAUAAUCGAUCGAGUCCAUGCCCAGCAGUUGUACGAACGUAUUCCUAAUACUUUGGAACCACUGUUUAUUCGUGGAGCUGGUCAUAAUGAUUGUGAACUGUAUGAAGAAUAUCUUAUCCGUUUAGAAUACUUAGUUCAUGUUGAAGUGGAUGGCCCCGGUGUACUAAAUCUUUCCCAAGAAUCGAAUUCAAAUAAUAGGAAUAUACGGUUCAGUAAUGGACUAUUAAAAUAUUUUUGCCGGAAUCGCAAAUCUGAAAAUAAUUCGAAACAAAUCUCAUCAAUCCAAAUUUCAAGGAAAUCCAAAUCACCAAAAGACGAAUCACACAAACAGUCUGAUGUAUGUAUACCUGAUGCAUCUAAUCAUUGUCAUGAGAAAACACUGGCUUCAAUCACUCCUAUGUGGAUGCGAAAACGAGGACUUCAUGGUUCAUAUAGAUAUGUCAGCAACUCUAGAACUGAUAAGCGUAGAUGUAAACGAAUUCAUUCCUUAUCCGUUAACCCACCGAGUAAGCCAUCUGAUCAGUUUGAGGCUAGUGUAAUUCCAGAAAGAACUGAUAUCAAGCUGGAGUAUGUGGAUCAUGGUGGUUCACUCAACGAGUUGGAUAAUAAGACAUCGAAACUAAUAACGAAUAUAUAAAAUAGUAGCUGCUAUGUUCGUCUCUCGAGAUUCUUUUUUUUCCCAAGAGAAACUAUUUGAAAUGUCUUCCGGUCUCACUGAUUCGAAAAUGUAAUAUUGUAAUAGGUAAAAACUUUUCCACUGAAUCUGUAGGAUUUUCCUUAAAAAAAGCUCAGCGAUUACCUACCGCUACAUCUUAAGUGUACAUAAUUUUGCUUUUGACGUUAGAUUUUGUUUUAAUGUUUCCUAUUUCAUAAUGAAAUGGCAUUAUUUUCAUAAUUGUAUAUACAUAUUCAAUAGUGUGAAUUUCUAUAAAUAUGCGUUUAAUACUAUUAGAUUGUUUCAGUUAAUUAAAGUUGUAUCAAAGUACAUGACAAUUUAAUUUUAUGAAAGUAGUAUUUACUUACUGCUUUUCAUUCAGCUUAUUUUCAAAAAUAACAGUUUACGAGAAGUUUCCUGAUUAGUAUUUUUUGUCUUCUUUCAUACAUCCCACUAACUUCGUUAUGUUCGUCACACAAGUCAUACAAUGCUCGUACACCUUCAUCCAGAAUCUUAGAUGAAUCUUCACAAGCAUCUUUUGUUGUUUUAAACUCAACGCAAGUGAUUAUACGAGUAAAUAUACUCACAACACAUUAAAAGUGGUAGUUCUCAACAUAUGGAUAACCAUGAGGCUGAUGGUUAACUAGGUAACUGAUUGUAAUUUAUGAUGGAUAAAGUAUGUCGCAACGAUUAAUAAGUCUAAAGAUAGCUUACAAGCAGAAUUGCAUAAUAAUAUGAUAAGAAGAUUGUUUGAUUAAUGUUCAUUAGGAAUAUACAAGCUAAUGAUGCAGUAAAUGGCUACCUAUCUUUUCUCUCUUACUCUUUAAAAUAGUAAGUUAACAUUACUUUCUGAAGUAUCUGUUUCUUUUAGUUUCUUCUCAUGUACUUCAUGUUAGAGUAAACUAACAGACCAGAUUGUAUCUAAAUGAAAGUCUCUUAUCCUAAAUGCUGCAGUUCAAGUAAUUGAUAAUAUUGUUUAUUCACUUAUAUGCGUUAUAUUUUUAUGAACCUGAAGCCAAUCUUUUCCUACAAAGUUGAGAAAUAUCCUUCAACUUGGGAUCACCACCAACACUUGGUAGUCAGAACAAUAAGAUCUGUUAGUUCUCUCUAGGUGUAUUCUGAUGUUUUGUUUUCAAAAAUCAUCGAUCAGCGCACUAAAACUGCAUGUCCUAGGUACAGGUUAGCGGUAUGAAAGGAUUAUACUAGAUGUGAAACCUAAUUUUUUGUAAUCGGAGGUGGUUAUGUUGUCUUGUGAUAUUCUCAUAUUUCUUCACUAAUCGUUAUCACGGAACUCAUAAAAUGCAGUUUCAUACAAUUCAUAUAAGUUACCUUAUUAAUGGUGUGCAUAUGUACGACACUUGGUUUUCACACUAAACGGCCUUCAAAAUAUUGUCUUGUUUCUUAAGUGUUCUUUGCAAGGUUUCAUUGAUUUUGUCUCAUAAAAGAAAAUUCAGAUCAUGUCGGACAUAUGAAUAGUAUUAUUUAGGAAAAAAUGUAAUUAUCAAUGGUAAGCUAAUACUAAUGAAUCAUUGACCGUUAACUUUGUGGCGAUGGAGAUGAGUGACUGGAUCUGCUCUACAAUGGGUCAUUUCAGUCAACCAUGGAUAAACGUCACUUAUGUAACUACUGGAAAGUAAUUUAUUGCCUUGUGUAAUUUUCCCUAGAAAGUAUUUUUCUGAUAUGAAUUUAAACAACAAAUCUAUUGGAAAACAACAAUGUUCUCUUUACUUAGUGUUACUCUCAUCACUACUGCUAAUAAUCCUAUUUGGUUUACUCUCAUUUAUUUGUCAAGUUUAUUAGGAAUGUAAGUACCAUUGUUUAUCCAUCCAGAUAUUCGUUUGUCAGUAUAGUUAUUUCCCAUCUAUAUUGCGACAGUGAGUUUUACUUAGCCUUGGUAGCUAGAUAUGUAAUAAAUUGCGGCAGUACCGAAGAAUGCAAGUUUUGAUGGAACCAGCUUAUUGUUUUCUGUCAGGCUAUCCUCGUAAUGUAUAUCUCAAGCGGUGGAUUUUAUUAUCUCAUUUUGGCAUUGGGACUAAUCGUUCACUAUAAUUCAAUACAUAUACCAGGAAUCCUGCACAAAUGAAGAUAUUUCAAUGGGUUAUAGAUUUUGUAAUUCCAAGUUAAACUUGUUGUACUGCCAAUGUACUUCUAUUUUGGACAAAGUCCAUACGGUUAACUGCGUCAUUCAGGGUAGAAAAAAUGUAAACAGAUGACUGUCGUAAAUUUAUUUUACAUUGUAGAACAAAGUACAUUAGAAGUUGGACAUUAUGUUAGUGAACGGAGUUUACAUAUGGUGUCAGUAAUUUAUAGUAUUUACAGCACACUUAACAUGCAAAAAGAAUAUCAAUCCAGAUAUCUGGCAGUCCUCUACUCAUUGUAAAAUAUUCGAUGGUGUUCUAUUCCUGAUACCAUUGAGUUAUUCAUGUCACUGUGGCGUCUAUUCGAAUUGACGAGGAGCAUCAGCUUCUUUAAUAUUUCAGAUACACCUUACUGAUGAGUGCCAACCACUAAUAACUUUCAAGUCUCUCGGUCUAGUAAUGGUAAGACAAAGUGGUUGAUAAAAUUUGAUUAGGAUUUUGAAACCAUGGGUGUUACUUUGAAUACGAAUUAUUACCCUAUUAUUGUGAGUAAAUUAUUCUACAGUAAUAACUGUUAACUUUCUAAUUUUAAUGCAAUUAUCAUGAGACAGUAGAGACGUUUAUCACAUUACCCACAACAAUGCACUGUAGAAGAUAUUUCUAAUUGCUAUAAAAGCUGUAAGUUUAAACGAAAUGGAACAAGAAGAGAUGUAACCUUUAAUAGUUCGUUAACACUGUUGGUUGGGUUUUCAUUAGGCCAUGCAUUCAAAAUCCCUAUAUUUCGUUCUUGUUCAUUAAACGAAGUUUAACACUGAUAAAAUAACUAACUCAUCGUUUGUUUAAUGAAAAUAUAAUAGUCUUAAAUCGGAAAAUGCAUAUAUUAUUGGUUUAUUAAACACAACAUGUUUUGAAGUGCUGUUAGUAUAUAACGUAAUACGCUAACUAGUAAUUCACAGAGUUACUCAGUACCUAAUCUAUUGGUCGGGACUGGACCAAAACUGAAGACAGAACUAAGUGAACUAGCUCGAAUAUAUUGCAUAUUGAGAUUAGAGCCAAGCGCGUAACCAUAUAAACGAUCAUAAGUAAAUAAUAGGGAUAUUACAGAUUAUUGGUCUGUUACAACAAAUCGGAAAGUGUUAUAAAAUGUUUUUUAAUAUUCUAAAUAGUUGGAAGAUAAGUACCUAGGAGAUUCAAGAUUCAGGUUUCUAAUAAUUUGUAUAAUGUCAAAUUUCAGGGUUAACAUCACAGGUUAUGGAUUCGGUAUGUUAUUAAUAGUUAGACGAUCAGGUAGAGAUUUGAAAUCAUACCAGAUAUAGAUCUUAGAUUCAGAUUGUCAUAAAAUGAGCUUGAGAGUAUUCAAAUACAUGGAUGAUAGAAACAGGUAAUAAUACUGAUUUUAUACUUUGCCUCACGAAACUUUUAUUGUCAAUAUUUUAAAUCUAGUGUUUUCAGUAAGCUAUACUUCAUUUUCAGUCCUAUUGCUAAAUGUUAGACAUCCAAUUAUGCCAGUAUUUUCUGAUUCUUAUAUGAAUUAGAGGUUAAUCACUUUUGUCGGUUUAUUAUCUGUAGAAACUGAAUAGAACUACUGAGAAUUGUUGAGAUUUAUGUUACAAUUGAGAAAUUCUAUGUGUCUCUGUAGUCAAUCUUCUGAAGUGAUGUUAAAUGAUUGGUCGACGAUUAUAUGUAAAAUCAAAUUAUUAACAACUUCUGAAUGGAUAGAUAUCGUCAGAAAAUGUAGUCUUUUUAUGCCGAGUAAAGUGUAGUGCUUGUGUAUAAAAUACUAAGCAGUACAAAAAUGAAUAUUAUGCAUUUAGAGUAUGGCCUAUCUGUAUAUAGUGUUAUUUUUUAAACUUACCAUCAAAUAUAUCACUUCAGAUAUUCGUGAAUUUUCUGUCGUUUUUGACAGUUUUAAGAAAAUCAAUUGAUUUAUGAAAUCACUAACCAUCAAUUAUCUGUGAGUAAAAUAUUCACAUAACCGGCAACUUAAUGUGAGUGCUUGCUAUUGUUGACGUAAUAUCUCACUUCAUAUCCUAAAUGACAUUCUUUUUCGAGGUUUACUCAUCUUACUCUGUUAGUUUAUUCAACUUUAUUGUCGUUAUUACAUAACCUUGACAUUGAAUUUUAUUCUUGAGAAAUGUGUU